Messenger RNA from Setaria italica (foxtail millet), 483 nucleotides. RefSeq lists its product as uncharacterized. Gene Ontology annotation, biological process: protein ubiquitination. The transcript has a single exon. Gene Ontology annotation, molecular function: protein binding. NCBI's taxonomy places the organism in Eukaryota, Viridiplantae, Streptophyta, Magnoliopsida, Poales, Poaceae. The record is from RefSeq and is a predicted model, not a curated record. Bases 1 to 483 code for a protein of 160 amino acids.
AUGGCCGCUAAUAGCGGUGACCCUGCAACAGCCGUCUCUGUAAGAGGCUUUCAAGUUCUGAAGAUUGAUGGGUACUCGAGAACUUUGAACCCCAUGUGCGGUGUCCUGCUUCAGAUCAUGCCCGUUUCGUGUGGGAGGCCGUACGUGGGACAUCAGCUACACCCCAAGGGGUGCCGACGAACAAACACUGAUUUCUUCUCUCUUUUUCUACUUCUUGUCGAUGCUGAUGAUUCUGGUGAGGCCGUGGCUGCGCAGCCUACAUUCAGUUUGCUGGAUCAAGAUCAAAAGCCGGUGCCAUCCUAUAACCGUACCCCCGCCAUGAGCAGCUUCUCGGCAUUAAAAAGGUCUAUUGGAUAUGAGAAGUUCAUGAGAAGAGAAACCUUGGAGCGAUCAGAGCAUCUGAUCGAUGACUGCUUCGCCGUGAGGGUGGAUGUACAUGUUGUUGUCAAGGAAGCACCAUCCAUGGUGGUUCCACCAUCCUGA